AUUUUUCAUAGGAAAAAUUAAAAAUCAAACACAAAAAAAAAAAAAAGAAGAAGAAGAAGAAGUAGAAUAGUUUUGCUUACCAUCAUACCAGCUGGGGUAGGAAUAUGGGUAUCCAAAGCCCAGAAGAGUCCAAAUCAGAGUGAGCUAAUUAAUUUUUUUUUUCUGGUGGGCCUAAGAUUCGCGUCAUAUUGGCGGGCUUUCUUCAUGCUUGCCUUGAGAAUACAACCUGCCCACAAAUAUAAACAAAAUUAAAAAAAUUAAAAUAGAUUAAAUUCAAGUAUUCUCCCAGUGGCGGAGGGAGGUUUCUUCUGUUCUGUUCCUGUGUUACUUUUUAUGGAGGAGUUGGAAGACGAAGAAGAAGAAGAAGACGAUUCAGGAUCAGAACCAAACAACCAAAAGAUUCCUUCCCCUCCUUCCUUCAAUUCCUUCCCAAAAAGAAAAUCAUAAUUAUUCUCUCGAAUUAACUAAUUCUGUAUGUAGAAUUUUUGUUUGACACGCCGUAGAGUUUGUUAUUUGGGGAGGCGAUUAUGGGGAAAGGGGAAUCGAUCUUUAGGCGGAGGAAGAAUGCUCCGCCGCAACUUCUCCCGCCUCCGUCGCCGCCGGAGGUUGACGCUUCGACGGGGAAUUUUAAUAAUUCGGUGGUUGCGGGUGGAAUUGGAGGUGCUGCUACUGGGAAGGCUCUGGUUGGGAAAAAAAAGCCUGGAGGUGCUGCGAAAUUGUGGAUGAGGUUUGAUCGGACGGGCCAUUCGGAGUUAAUCGAGUGUGAUAAAAGCGCCAUUAUCAAGCGCGUUUCUAUACCUGCUCGUGAUCUUCGGAUUCUUGGCCCCAUUUUCUCUCAUUCCUCUAGUAUUCUAGCUAGGGAAAAGGCUAUAGUAGUCAAUUUAGAGGACAUAAGAGCCAUAAUUACAGCUGAGGAGGUGUUGUUGCUUGAUCCUCUACGGCAAGAGGUGCUUCCCUUUGUGGAUCAGCUUAGGCGGCAACUUCCUCAAUCAAACACCUCCAAUAACGGAACUGGUCAAGUAGUUGCACAAGAUGAGGAGAUGCAAUCUCUAAUGUCGGGUCAAUGGUUGCCUGUUCCAGAAGCUGCAGAAGGGAUGCGGGCUGAGCUUCCAUUUGAAUUCCAAGUCCUUGAAAUUGCUUUAGAAGUGGUUUGUACGUUUUUGGAUUCCAAAGUUGUUGAUCUGGAGAGAGAUGCUUAUCCUAUUUUAGACGAACUGGCCAUCAAUGUUAGCACCAAAAAUCUAGAGCAUGUUCGGAGUUUGAAAAGCAAUUUGACCCGACUGCUUGCAAGUGUCCAAAAGGUUAGAGACGAGAUUGAACACCUUUUGGAUGACAAUGAAGAUAUGGCCCAGUUGUACUUAACUAGGAAAUGGAUUCAGAAUCAGCAAUCAGAGGUGCUGCUUGGAGCAAUGGUAUCAAAUAGCAUUGUCCCUGCCGGUACUCGACUUCAACGCCUUAAUUCUGCAACAAGUGGAAGUUUGACUAUCAACCAUUUAAAUGAUCAUGAUGUGGAGGAUUUGGAGAUGUUGCUGGAAGCAUACUUUGUGCAGCUCGAUCGCACUCGUAACAAAAUUCUUUCUGUUCGGGAGUACAUAGAUGACACGGAGGAUUAUGUCAACAUUCAACUUGACAAUCAGCGAAAUGAGCUGAUCCAACUUCAGUUGACAUUGACCAUUGCCUCAUUUGCUAUUGCUGUAGAGACCGUGAUUGCUGGAAUAUUUGGAAUGAAUAUCCCUUGCUCACUGUAUAACAUUGCAGGGAUCUUCUGGCCAAUUGUCUGGGGUACUACAGCUGGUUGUAUAAUACUAUUCUUUCUUAUUCUAGGAUAUGCCAGAUGGAAGAAGCUGCUGGGAUCCUAAACUUCUUUAUAUUUAGUGAACAUUAGCAUAACAAAAACAAAGGGAAAGUGCUUAUCUUGUGGACACUCCUUAGAGUUUUAUAUAUGAACUGAAAGCCUUUAUUCGGACGGCUCAAUGAUCAAUCUGUGGAAAGUUAUGGUAAUCUAACCAUACAAAUAAAUUUCAUGUUUCAUGCGCUUCUUAUUGUCUUUGCUUUUAGAGUAAAUGUGGUGUGUAUUGUUUGUUUAUGUGCCUCUUUCAUACUUCUUUGCAUUAACCCCCAUGAAACUGCAAGUAUGAAGCAGAUUCCAGCUGAAAUUUCUCUGAAUAAUUGCAUGAUGAGUUGUGAGAUUGUGAUGGCCCCCUUGGUUGGUGUAGGCUGUCUUUCAUUUGGGGAAGGAGGGGACCAGACAUUUUGUAUAAAGCUCUAGUGUAACUUCCACAAUUAUCUGUAAUGCUUUAUUAGCAUAAGUUCCUUGUGGUUGAGCUCUUAUUAUUAUUAUUAACGAACAGAACAAUUAUGUUGGAAC
Oldenlandia corymbosa var. corymbosa is the source of this 2368-nucleotide messenger RNA. NCBI's taxonomy places the organism in Eukaryota, Viridiplantae, Streptophyta, Magnoliopsida, Gentianales, Rubiaceae. The record is from the annotation of a GenBank genome assembly.